Raphanus sativus (radish) is the source of this 1287-nucleotide messenger RNA. RefSeq lists its product as uncharacterized. The transcript is spliced from 7 exons. Lineage: Eukaryota; Viridiplantae; Streptophyta; Magnoliopsida; Brassicales; Brassicaceae. The record is from RefSeq and is a predicted model, not a curated record. Bases 179 to 1138 code for a protein of 319 amino acids.
CAAUCAUAUCGCGACGUGUGACAAAACCUGUCGAGUCUCGAGAAGGUUCUUUCUUUCAUCGUCCUCGCGGAGAAUUUUUGCAUAAAGGGUUCAAAGAAUACUCCAUCAAAAACGAUAAAUUUAUCGACUUUUGAAGUUUAUAAUAUUGCAGAUUUACUUGCUGUUGUUCAAAGGGAAGAUGCAAGGAGGUGGUAGAGAUCCUUUCAACUUUGGUGGUGGCCCUUUUGGUGGUGGCCCUAACAAUGGACCUCGGAAUCUCAUGUCUAGCUUUUUCGGAGGAAGAGAUCCGUUUGAUGACCCUUUCUUCACCCAGCCUUUUGGUGGUGGUGGCGGCGGCAUGUUUCAGUCCAACUUCUUUGGUCCUGGUCCUAACAUGGAUCCUUUUGCUGGAAUGCGUCCUCCAUCAGGUUUUCUCGAGAAUCAUCAUCAUCAUCAUCAACAGCCACCACAACCGAGAAGGUCUCACGGACCGGUUAUCGAAGAGAUUGAUUCAGAUGAUGAUGAGAAAGAAGGAGAUGGAGUCCAAGAGCAGAGAGUAAGGCUAGGGAAACAUGGCAGGUCAAGCAGUGAGAUUGAAACCGAAGAAGCUAAAGCUGAAGAGAGAAGGAACAGACAAAUGCAAAACAUGAAUGUAAGUGCUGCUAUGGCGAACAAUGGACAGUGGCAACCACAGACUCGUAGUUACAGUUUCCAGAGCUCCACUGUUACAUACGGUGGUCAUGACGGAAACUACUAUACUUCAUCCAAGACCAGAAGGACAGGAAGUGAUGGGUUAACUCUUGAAGAAAGCAAAGAAGCUAAUACCGCAACACGCGAAGCAGCGCAUAGGAUUUCAAGAGGCUUACAUAACCAGGGCCACACAGUUGCGCGUAAACUUAACUCAGAUGGUCGGGUUGAUACAACGCAGACCUUGCACAAUUUAAAUGAAGAUGAGUUGGCUGAUUUUGAGCAGACUUGGAGUGGAAAUGCUAGAAUGCAGUUACCUGGUUGGUCUGAUUCCUUUGGCAGUGGUCUUGUAAACAGAGAGCAACCAAUGUCGCUUCCUUCAACUGAUCCAAGCUCUUCUUCACGUGCAAGAGCAGAGUCAUCCAGAAGAACAAAUGCUGCAAUGAAUGUUAGAGGACAGGGCAGAAACUAAACUCUUAGGACUAUCAUGUCCUGUUAGUGAAUGCAAUAACCAAAGACUAUUAUCUACUUUACUUAGGGGUGCAUCGUUACUGUAAGCCCUGUAUGAUGACAUGAUUUGAGGCUUUUAUGAUAAAAUGGUAUAUGCAUGUUUUUUAAUUA